This is a messenger RNA of Solanum dulcamara, 1629 nucleotides long. Its product is annotated as WAT1-related protein At5g64700-like. Gene Ontology annotation, cellular component: plasma membrane. The coding region runs from base 205 to 1320 and encodes 371 amino acids. NCBI's taxonomy places the organism in Eukaryota, Viridiplantae, Streptophyta, Magnoliopsida, Solanales, Solanaceae. The record is from RefSeq and is a predicted model, not a curated record. Gene Ontology annotation, molecular function: transmembrane transporter activity. The transcript has 8 exons.
ACUUCUGCUCCUCUUUUCUCUUAUUCUCUCCGUCUUAUUUUGCUAAAUUCAAUUUAUUUUAUAAUAAAGCUCUAUAUAUGGGGUGUUUAUAAGUAGACGUGAAACAAUUUAUACCAAUGCAUGUCUAUAACACAGAGAAUUAUAAGUCAAUUGCGUUAGCCAAAGCACUUGAAUCAAAUUGCGGUAGAAGAAAGAAGACAGAAGAUGAUGGAGGAAAUAAAGAAAAAAUUGAAAGGAUCAAAUGUAUUGAUAGGAAUGUUAACAGUUCAAGUGAUAGCAACUGGUUUACAACUUCUUUCAAAAGUGAUAUUAAGUCACGGAACCUUUGUUUUUGCCCUAAUGACUUAUCGUCAUGUCGUUGCAACUCUAUGCAUAGCCCCUUGUGCUUUAAUUUGGGAAAGGGAGAGUUUGAUGAAGAAAAUGACGUGGUCAGUUUUUUUUUAUCUGUUCAUGAUUGCAUUAACCGGGAUCAUUAUGGCUAUGGGACUUUUCUAUUAUGGCCUCAAAGAGACAAGUGCUACAUAUGCUACUAACUUCCUCAAUCUAAUUCCAAUUGUGACCUUUAUCUUCUCAACUGUGUUACGUGUGGAAAAGCUACGAUUGAAGACGAGAGUUGGUAAAGUUAAACUUUUAGGUGCAAUGUUGUGCUUGGCUGGAGCAUUGACGAUUACUCUUUACAAAGGGAAAGUUUUCUAUAUCAGUCAUAACCACAAACAUCAAAUAAGUUCCAAGGUUCAUGAGAAUAUGCUUCGUGGGACUAUAUUUUUGAUGUGUAGCUGUAUGUCUUACGGUUGUUGGUUCCUUAUACAGGCCAAGGUGUCCAAAGUGUUCCCGUACAGAUAUUCUGCAACCUUUAUUAUAAGCGUGAUUGCAACUAUCCAAAGCGCGAUUAUUGGAGUAUCCAUUGAUAGAAGAAAGGCCUCUUGGAAGCUUGGACUCAAUUUGCAGCUAAUUACUAUCUUUUACUCGGGCACAUUAGCAACGGCAGCAACAUUCUGUCUCAUAUCAUGGGCAGUUGCAAAAAGAGGACCAACUUAUCCCUCUAUGUUCAAUCCUCUGUCUUUAAUUUUUGUAGCUAUCGCGGAAUCUGUCUUCCUUGGUCAAGAAAUCAGUAGCGGAAGCUUGCUUGGCAUGUUUCUGAUCAUAGUUGGAUUGUAUUCGUUCCUGCGGGCAAAAAGCAAAGAGUUCACACAAAUUGGAUCACCAAAUGCAGGGGAUGCUGAAGCACCAUUACCUGAAAUUGAAGUAAUUACGCCUACUACGAAUAUGGAAUUGCCAAUUUUAGUACGCGAAAGUGCUAGAUUUCAAUCAACACGGUAGAAGUUGCUACUCCUACUCAAAAACAAGAAGACAAAGACGAAGAAAAACAACGCAUAUGAUAUGAUCACCAAAUGCAGGGGCAAAGGGUACCAAUUUUGUGAAUCAACAAAACCAUAGUAUUAGCAGAAUAGAAAGCUCUAAAAAACAUUAAACAAUUUGGUGAUGCUAUAAUUUCAUUUCAAAAUAGGAGUGUGCUGUUCAGAUUCCAGAGGGACCAGUUUUGUCCCUUGAAAUAUUUGAAGAGCCACUAACUCUCAGGUGUUUUGUAUUGAAACACUAAAUUAAAGAAGAAAAAACAUUCAAUCUCAA